GAGUGGUACGUGUGCCUACAUAGUCUACCAUCUUCAUCCAUCUAAUGAAGUGAACUAAGCUGCUUUUCAAGAAGUUCUUUAAACACUCUUGAAGGUCAAGGUAAUCCUGACAAUGUCUUGGUUCUCCGGAUUUGGUUCUCCAAAGAGCAAUCUGCCAGCAGUCACACCUCUUCAAGCUCAACGAGCAAAACAGAUUGAAUCACUCAGAACCCUCAAUCCCAAUGUGGUGGAGCUAAAACGAGAUGAGGAAUACAGAGUUGGAUUCUCAUGUGGGGCAAAUAAUGUAACAUUCACUAUAUCAUUGCCAGCAGAUUUUCCACAAACAAAGCCAGUCAUUACAGUAGCGCCACCAAUGAGGCAUGGCUUAGUUGAUGAAUCUAUGCAAGUUGUUAGAUACCUUCCUCUUAUCAAUUUCAAUGUACAAACUGAUUUGGGAAGACUUGUACAGAAUUUGAUUCAAGAUUUUAGUAAAGUUCCAAUGUUUAUCCAGCCGGAUGCAAGUCAGCAGAGGACCAUUCCAACAGUGCCACAGUACCAGCAUUUCAGGCCCCAGCCUGGACCUACCCAACAGCAGCUUCCCCCUCUACAACACCCUUUACCACCUCACCAUCCAUUACAACACCAGACACCACAUCAACCAUCACCUCCACACCAUGCCUCAUCACACAUGACUCCGCCCCAUCCUAACAUGACCCCGCCCCAAUCCAACAUGACCCCACCCCAUCCUAACAUGACCCCGCCCCAAUCCAACAUGACCCCACCCCAUCCUAACAUGACCACACCCCAUAUGAACAUGCCCUCAGCCACACCUCCCAAUCAGUUCACUCCUCAGAUGCCCACCCCUCAUCCUCCUUCCAAUGCUUCAUCUUAUCCAUCAUCAUCAUCAUCAUCGUCAUCAGUACCUGUAACCACAUCAUCAUCCUCAUCAUCAUCAUCUACAGCUAAGGUCCCUAUGAAUGGUAUGAAUGUUGAACCCAAUACACCAGUUCCUGGUAUAUCGAGCAGUUUUGGUCUGAGUGAUUUUCAUCGGUACACCAUGCCAGCCAUCCCUCCUUCAUUUGAUGAUUUAUUCAAAGACUACACCCAAGAGCAGCUUCAAGAUCUGAUAAAUGACGAUGAGAAGCUUGAUGAUAUCUUUAGAAACGUUCCCCAGCUUGCCAAGAUGCAUACUGACAGGACAGAGCUGUAUCAAUCAUGUGAAGAAAUAGCAAAAUUGAACCUUAGUUAUCAGCCCGAGAUUGAAAGACUGAGAAGAGAGUUAGGAGAAAUAGUCAAAUUUAGAAAUGAACUGAAAAACAAUUUUGAAUUGAAGUGUCAACAACAACAGAGCUUGAAUGAGCAAUGUUCCCUUUCUCAUCUGAUGGAUAAUAUGAGAGUUUCUGCAGCUGAUGCCGAGCAUCAAUCGGAUGACUUAGCUGAGAGGUUCUUAGAAGAUAAGAUUACUCUAGAUGAAUUCUUAAAGCAGUUCAGUGAACAAAGAAGACUUCUACACAUCCGAAAAGUCAAGGAGGAAAAGCUAAGUCAACUGAUACCCAAUCAAGAAAGAUAUUGAAUUAAUCCAUUGAAUUUUG
Messenger RNA from Lytechinus variegatus (green sea urchin), 1571 nucleotides. RefSeq names its product vacuolar protein sorting-associated protein 37A-like (gene vps37a). The record is from RefSeq and is a predicted model, not a curated record. The coding region runs from base 113 to 1552 and encodes 479 amino acids. The transcript is spliced from 9 exons. Lineage: Eukaryota; Metazoa; Echinodermata; Echinoidea; Temnopleuroida; Toxopneustidae. Gene Ontology annotation, biological process: protein targeting to membrane; protein targeting to vacuole; ubiquitin-dependent protein catabolic process via the multivesicular body sorting pathway. Gene Ontology annotation, cellular component: ESCRT I complex.